Ostreococcus tauri is the source of this 927-nucleotide messenger RNA. Its product is annotated as Methyltransferase type 12. The transcript has a single exon. The record is from RefSeq and is a predicted model, not a curated record. Lineage: Eukaryota; Viridiplantae; Chlorophyta; Mamiellophyceae; Mamiellales; Bathycoccaceae. The coding region runs from base 1 to 927 and encodes 308 amino acids.
AUGUCCGUCGCCACCGAUUUCUGGCGACGCAAGUACGAGCGAGACGCGAGAAAGUACUGGGACACCUUUUACAAGCAACACGGCGAGAAUUUCUUCAAGGAUCGACACUGGCUCGCUCGUGAGUGGCCCGAGGUGUUUCCACUGGCGGCCGAACGAAUGUCGAGCGAGCACGUCUCCGAGACGUCGCGCGAUCGCGUCGAGGACCGCGUCGGGUCGGCGCCGACGUACGUCGUCCCCGUGGACCGCCCGAGGGCGUUCCUGGAGGUUGGAUGCGGGGUCGGGAACACGGUGUUUCCGAUUGUUGAGUUGGAGCCCGAGGCGACGGUGUAUUGCUGCGAUUUCAGCGCUCGGGCGAUCGAUUUGGUGAAGCAGAGGGCUUCGACGUUAGCGGAAAAGGAUAGGGGACGCGUGAAGGCGUUCGUGUGCGACGCGACGUGUGAGAGUUUGUUGGAUAACGUCCCGGCGGGUUCGAUCGACGUGGCGACGCUGGUGUUCGCGUUGAGCGCGAUGUCCAGGGAACGCAUGUCUUUUUGUUUGAGGAAUCUAUCGACGGUGAUGCGCGAUGGACAGAUCGGGACGAUUUGUGUUCGAGAUUACGCCGCGGGAGAUCUAGCUCAAGAGCGGUUCGAGGGGAAGUCGGCGGGGAACCAGAAGAUAUCGGAGAAUUUCUACGUUCGCUCGGAUGGAACCAGGGCGUAUUACUUCACGCGAGAGGAUUUGAGCGCCCUAUUCGCGGACGAGGGCAUGGAGCUUCGCAACGUGCACGUGCAAGAGGCCGUGAUCACGAACAGGGCUGAGGCGAACGAUAUGAGCAGACGAUGGAUUCAGGCGACGUUCGCGAGUCCAAAAGCGGCGGCGACGAAUUUCGAGCCGCCGCCGCCCGUCGAGUUGCCGCAGCGCUGGACCCCGCCCGUGAAGUCUUCGUGA